Molecule: messenger RNA, 537 nt
Organism: Closterium sp. NIES-65
Lineage: Eukaryota; Viridiplantae; Streptophyta; Zygnematophyceae; Desmidiales; Closteriaceae
Source: the annotation of a GenBank genome assembly
AUGGCGGCCAAUGGCUUCCGCGCGUUCGUCAGUGUCAUUGCUCUUGUCCUCGUCGCGGCUCCGCUUUCCUGCGCGUUGCAAGAUGACCCAUCAGAAUCUUCCAUCGAACGGCGAAUUUUGGGAAACGGGAAGCCUCCGCGGUCUCCGCUUAAAUACACAGAUCGCGAGUGCAUCGCGAAACUGAACAAGGCCGGGAAGCUGGUCCAAGAAGGUGCCGUGUUCGUGAAAUCCGUCAAUCCCAAGGACCCCCUGCCGUCCUACUUCCCGCGCCUCGUCGCCGCCGUGCAAUCGCUGCGCAACGGCGCGUUGCUGCUCAAGAGCGAGCAGCGCUCAUUGGUUCUCGUGCAGAUCUCCAACGGCAUGAACAACAUCAACACCGCUCUCGCGUUCCUCAGGCCCCCGCCGGGGUCCAAGGCGAAAAUGACGGAGAGGCAGGCGACCGCGAUUGAUUAUCUUGGAGGCGCGCUCCGGGUGGCUGAUCUUGCCCGGCAGUCGUUUGUGGGGAACAAGAAGAACCAACCUGGUGGCGCCGCUUGA